Labeo rohita (rohu) is the source of this 1308-nucleotide messenger RNA. RefSeq names its product synuclein, gamma a (gene sncga). NCBI's taxonomy places the organism in Eukaryota, Metazoa, Chordata, Actinopteri, Cypriniformes, Cyprinidae. The record is from RefSeq and is a predicted model, not a curated record. Gene Ontology annotation, cellular component: cytoplasm; axon terminus; neuronal cell body. Bases 158 to 505 code for a protein of 115 amino acids. The transcript has 5 exons. Gene Ontology annotation, molecular function: cuprous ion binding. Gene Ontology annotation, biological process: chemical synaptic transmission; synapse organization; synaptic vesicle endocytosis.
UACUGAGUGCCCAUCCCACUCUCAAAGGAGCUGCACACACACUCUGGCAAACGCACUUACCACACUGGCAGUCAGAGCACACACAGCUCCAUCCACCGUUUAUAAGAAGAGAGCCACUUCCAGUUAAAGGACAUAAAGCCCAGCUCCGAGCACCAGUAUGGAUGCGCUGAAGAAGGGAUUCUCCAUGGCUAAGGAGGGAGUGGUGGCCGCCGCAGAGAAAACCAAGGCCGGGGUGGAGGAGGCAGCUGCCAAAACCAAAGAGGGGGUCAUGUAUGUAGGCGCAAAGACAAAGGAAGGCGUUGUGACAAGUGUAAACACAGUUGCCCAGAAGACAACUGAGCAGGCGAAUCUUGUGAGUGAGUCCGCCGUGACUGGAGCCAAUCAGGUGUCAGAAAAGACAGUGGAGGGGCUAGAGAGUGUGGUUGCAUCCACUGGCCUUGUCAAACCGGGGGAGCCGACGAAGCAGGAAGGAGCUGCACAGCAGCCUACAGACGAAGGACAGUAGAGUAAUUCGCACUGAACACCCCUGUGAUGCUCUGCAUCUUGCUUAAGAAGAGAGAGUUCAUUAGCUGCUGCGGGCCAUGGCUGAAUAUUAUCAUACUAAACCUCUGUAGGAUGCUAAUUAAUAUCCAACUUCACAAAAAAAUCAAGACACCCACCUCUCUCUUAUGCUUUGUCCCCACAAACAACCUCUACUUACCUCAAUUUACCACUUUUCUUCACUUAAACCUAUCCUAUUCACAAGAAAAAGCUAAUGUAACAACACUAUCAUUUAGCUAUGCAAUAUUCUCAUAUACUGAACAGUGUGUGUCACAUAUUACAUGCAUGUGCUUGUGAUUUGGACAUUUUUAUAUAGGCAAAGUCUGUCUUUCUUACCUGCCCUUAAACCAGUUUUCCUCCACCCAACACAAUGAGGUCAGCUGGAUGGUUUCUCACACAAUCAGGGUGAGAAAAGAUUCAAAACAUUCCAGUUCAAAUUCACUCUCAGUGUAGUAUCUGAGACUGUAUUUCAAACAAGGAGCAGAAAAGACAAAAUCACAGACAGCCAAAUCCAAAGAAGAGGGCUGGGGAAAUCAGUUUCAGUAUUAUCUUAAAGUGUGGUUAUAGAGUGAUAGCAGCCAUAUUAACAACUCACAAAAUCUGCAAAUGUUAUCAGAGCAGUUGCUAGGUUACAUGAUUUGUUUGUGGAAGCCAUGCAUGCUGACUCACGACUAUUCAUUUACUUGACUCACUGUUCCCCAUGAAGUCUGAAAACAGCUGAUUUUUUUGAAUAUUCCAUCUGUAAUAAAUUCAGUUUUGUGAAAAAUA